Molecule: messenger RNA, 900 nt
Organism: Perkinsus marinus ATCC 50983
Lineage: Eukaryota; Perkinsozoa; Perkinsida; Perkinsidae
Exons: 8
Coding region: 1-900 (299 amino acids)
Biological process (GO): transmembrane transport
Cellular component (GO): membrane
Molecular function (GO): ATP binding; ABC-type transporter activity
Source: RefSeq, a predicted model, not a curated record
AUGUUUGUCAAUUCUACAUCUCUUCGGCUCAUCUGUGGCCUCCUCGUCCUCUUCCAUCACACGAUUGAGGUGGUUCGGGCGAGCUCAUUCGUAGAGCAGACACCAUGCGAUGAUACUUCUAUGAAUCCAUGUAGCGAGGCUAGAGGGCUCAAUCGAAAUGUGCUUCCUACGGACAUGGACAGCAGCCAAGGAGAGCCGGGAGCUCUACGCGGCAGCGAUUUGGUGGAGGUGGAUGAGCCGUUUUUGUGGAGACAUGGUAUAGAGUCAUCGCUUAUAAGCACUGACAGUCUGAUGAACGCCUUUAUUGUCGGACCUAGUGAGAAUCUAACAAGCAAGGCUCAAGGACCACCUCUAGGGGGACACCUCCCAGUGAUAGUGAACGGUAGCGAUGAUGAGGGUCGGAAGUCGGCUCAGCCGUGGCCAAUAUAUGCAGCUAUGCUGAGCCUCCUUCUUGUACUGGUUGUUGUUUUCGAAUAUCUCCACUUGAGCUGGUCUGAGACUGACUUCAAUGAGAGCAUCUCGACUCCUCAAGAGAACACCCAAGGAGGCAAUACGAACCCUCUAGAGUUGAAUAAGAUGUUGUCGCUGAUAAAGCCUUACUUUACGGGGAGCACGCGGAAGAAGAGCUCGUGGAGAUAUGCUUUGGUACUCACUCUCCUCUCUCUAUGCAACGUUGGGCUCUCUUAUUUGGUUAACGACAUCACAGCUCGCUAUUGGAACUGCAUCCAAUCUAAAGACUUUGAGAACUUCCUCCUCAACGUUUGCAACUUCAUAUUCUGCAUCGUUGGAGACAUCCUCCUGUCGGCGUAUGGUAUGUAUCUUCGCUCGAUGUUCCUCUUGGAAUGGCGAGCACAUCAUACGGCGAGGCUACAGAAGAUGUGGUUGAAAGAUUCAGCGUGA